This is a messenger RNA of Triticum aestivum (bread wheat), 1508 nucleotides long. Its product is annotated as BTB/POZ and MATH domain-containing protein 2-like. Gene Ontology annotation, molecular function: protein binding. Bases 130 to 1194 code for a protein of 354 amino acids. The record is from RefSeq and is a predicted model, not a curated record. NCBI's taxonomy places the organism in Eukaryota, Viridiplantae, Streptophyta, Magnoliopsida, Poales, Poaceae. The transcript has a single exon. Gene Ontology annotation, biological process: protein ubiquitination.
CGGAGUCAAUUCAGAUUAAAUCAGGCGACGACGGCGUCGCGACCGGCAACCACCAAUUCUCCUGCGGUCCUGCUAACUAGCAAAGGUUCAUUGAUCACCGGCAGUGAGUUGCAGAUUAGUCUAGAGACCAUGUCCUUCGCCGGGGUAUCCGUCAUUGCCAACGGCGAGCUCCUCGGCGCUGACACCCCGCCUACAAGCUGCCCCAGCGCCAGCGGGUACCACUUGCUUGUCGUCCAAAGCCACUUACGCAUGCGCGAGGAAUCCAACAUAUCUCACUGUUUCACCGUCGGAGGCCACCGCUGGCGAAUCGUGUAUAACCCCGCGCUCUAUGACCUGGGCGAAGACGGGGUCGUAGUACUUUGUGUCUUCCUCGACGAGAAACUAGACACCACUACAGAGCCCGUGAAGGCGCGUAUCAAGUUUAGCUUCGUUGACGAGACCGACAAGCAAGAGCCGGCACGUAUCCAUGGUAGAAAAAUACUAGAGCUACAAGGCCAGUGCAAUGAUGCGUUUAAGUACAUCGACAGAACAGUCUUGGACAAACAUCUCAACAACGACAGUUUCACCAUCCGGUGCGACAUCGUGGUCCUAAAUCCAACAUGCGACACCGCGUUCAUCACGGUGCCGCCGUCCGACAUGCAACAGAACUUCACAGACUUUCUCCUGGUAGGGGAGGGCACCGACGUGGUCUUCCAUGUGGGCUGCGAGACAUUCGCCGCCCAUCGGUGUAUUCUCGCGGCCCGGUCUACGGUCUUCACGGCAGCUCUCUUUGGCCCCAUGAAGGAAGGUACAUCCACGGCCGCCACCGUGCAUAUAGACGAUAUGGACGCUACGGUAUUCAAGGUCAUGGUUGGGUUCAUCUACAGCGACUCAUUUCCAGCGAUGGCCAAAAAUGAAAAUGAGGGCGCCCUGCUGCAGCACUUGCUCGUUGCGGCAGACAGGUACAACCUCCCAAGGCUCAGGGCGAUGUGUGAGAAGAAGCUUUGUGAGCACAUCGACGUGAGCACGGUGACCACCAUACUAGGGCUUGCCGAGCAGCAUGGCUGUGAUGGGUUGAAGAAGGCGUGUUGCAAGUUCCUCCGGUGUCCGAAUAACCUUAGGGCAGUGGUGGCCAUGGACGGCUUUGAUGAUUUGUGCAGGAGCUGCCCCACUCUUAUGAAGGGCAUGAUCCUUGGCGUGCUACCAGCAAAGUAGGACUUCACCAUAUUAGUGUUAGCUCUUCAUAUAUUCCUUCCAUUUUUUUCACCUUCCUUAUUUACUCCCUUUGUCAUUGCAGAAGGAAAAGGAAAAGGGAAUGAAGCCUCUUCGACUUUGAUCUAGAAGACUAUUGGACACAGUAGCCUACGUGUUUUGCAGGGGUGGACGCCCUUCGAUCACUCAUGGAUGGCGUCGUCUGCUUGGCAAUGAAUAGCUUUCUUUAGUUUCAUACCUUCGUUGAUGGCUACGUUGUAGCAUGUGUGCGGAUGUUUCGAAGUUUCCUGCAAGAGGGGAUCUUCGUAUCCUCCAGG